AUGGAUUACUCAAUAGGAGGUGGCAGUGAGUCCGGUGAAGAAGUCAAUGGUAACUUUCGAGAUGAUGGAAAAAAACCUUCUCACAAACGUCUUACCUCCGCUCAAACAUCCAUACUUAAAAAUUUCAUGAAGGAAUGCCACCAUCCAGACGAGGCACAACGAUGUCAAUUGGCUGUGAAAAUUGGGCUUGAGCCCAAACAAAUCAAGUCUUGGUUUCAGAAUAAGAGAGCUAUGUUGAAGCAUCAACAUGAGCGAGAAACAAAUGGUACUCUUCGUCGGGAGAAUGACAAGAUUCGUAACGAGAACCUCAAAAUAAAAGAGGAACUGAAAGCCAAAAUUUGCUUAGAUUGUGGGGGUUCACCAUUUCCUAUGAAAGACCAUCAAAAUUUCGUGCAGGAGAUGAAGCAAGAAAAUGCUCAGCUGAAACAAGAGUGUGAGAAAGUGUCUAGCCUUCUUGCAAGUUACAUGGAGAAAAAGAUAUCACGACCGGAAUUUGAGCAAGCUCUUAAGUCUAUAAAAUCAUUUCCAAGAGACUAUGAAUGCUCAAGUCAUAUGCAAGGUAAUCUAGUUAUGUGGGGAGGUGUGCUAGGGCAAACCUCAACACAAAACUAUGAUGCACAAAAGAUAACUAUGUCUCAAGUUGUAGAUGCUGCAAUGGAUGAAUUGGUUAGGCUUGUGAGAGUUGAUGAGCCUUUUUGGGUCAAACCUUCAAAUACUCAAGAUGGGUACACUCUUCAUCGUGAAAAUUAUGAGCAAGUUUUUCCCAAGAACAAUCAUUUUAAAGGUGCAUAUGUGUGCGAAGAAUCUUCCAAAUAUUCAGGAUUGGUGAAGAUUAGUGGCAUAGAGUUGGUUGGCAUGUUUCUCGACUUGUACUAA
Messenger RNA from Medicago truncatula (barrel medic), 876 nucleotides. RefSeq names its product homeobox-leucine zipper protein HDG11-like. NCBI's taxonomy places the organism in Eukaryota, Viridiplantae, Streptophyta, Magnoliopsida, Fabales, Fabaceae. Gene Ontology annotation, biological process: regulation of DNA-templated transcription. The transcript has 5 exons. The record is from RefSeq and is a predicted model, not a curated record. Gene Ontology annotation, molecular function: DNA binding; DNA-binding transcription factor activity, RNA polymerase II-specific. The coding region runs from base 1 to 876 and encodes 291 amino acids.